Molecule: messenger RNA, 1466 nt
Organism: Physcomitrium patens
Lineage: Eukaryota; Viridiplantae; Streptophyta; Bryopsida; Funariales; Funariaceae
Product: VAMP-like protein YKT61
Biological process (GO): endoplasmic reticulum to Golgi vesicle-mediated transport
Cellular component (GO): Golgi apparatus
Molecular function (GO): SNAP receptor activity
Source: RefSeq, a predicted model, not a curated record
UGUUGAUCACGCGAUCAUACAAGUUUAUUCGCGGAGCGUGUUCAUCGGCCCCGCAGGCUGUGAUUUCUACGAAAGGCUGGAGCCUCGGAGAGUGUCUUUGUCCAUGUGGUCUCAGCCGGUGCUUGCAGAGACAGCUUGUUGUGUUGAAGGGCGAUUUCUGGAUUUAUUUAUUUUUUAUUUAUUUUUUUGUUUUUUUGAUGCUGGGGGUUCAUGUAGGUGACCAAGUGUGUUGUUAGGGUUUGGAGGUUGGGCGAGGAAGCGUGCUGUGUUUUUUUGGUUGUGAAUUUGGUUCUGGUUGCGGGAAAGAGAAGAGGAACUGUCGAGUAGUGGAAGGGGUUUUCAGGAGCAAUGAAGAUCACUGCGUUGUUGGUGCUGAAAGCGCCUGUGGCCCAAGGAGGAGAGUCGCUUAUGUUAGCUAACGCCUCGGAUGUGUCGCAUUUCGGUUUCUUCCAGCGCCAGGCCGCGAAGGAGUUUAUUCUGUUUGCGUCGCGGACCAUAGCGGGACGGACUCCUCUUGGACAGCGCCAGACUGUUGAACAGGACGAGUACGUGGUGCAUUGCUACAACCGAAGUGGACUUUGUGGGCUAGUCUUUGCUGAUAAGGAGUACCCCCUGAGGAGUGCUUUCUCGGUCAUUAACAAGGUGUUAGAUGAAUAUCAGAAGACUUUUGGUGACUCUUGGAAGAUUAAGAAUACAGACAGUACCGAUGCAUGGCCUUUUUUACCAGAAGCUCUUGUGAAGUACCAGAAUCCUACUGAGGCUGAUAAACUGGCCAAGAUCCAAAAAGAUUUGGACGAGACAAAAGUUAUCCUGCAUAAAACAAUCGAAAGCGUCCUUAAACGCGGGGAGAAUCUCGAUAAUCUGGUUGACAAGAGUAACGACCUAAGCUCUGCUUCACAGAUGUUCUACAAGCAAGCCAAGAAGGCUAAUCAGUGCUGCACCAUUUUGUGAACACAUUUUUUGUUAGGGUCUCACAAUUCCCUACUAAGCUCUACAUUUCGAUUGCCCACUCAGUCCGGCAACUAGUGGUGUUGGUACUGAGCAUUUUUCUUUUUUGAACUUAUAUUAGAAUGGACACUGCAGAUCUCAGGUGUAUAGGCAGAGGUUCAUUCUCCUGUUGCACAUGGGGAUGAAACUUCAACCUAAUGUAGAAAUUUACCUGGUCCUGCCUAGCCUUGUCACACUUUUGUCCUUAUGUGCAACGGUCGCCACGGCUCAGUUGAAGUUAUGUCGCAGCUACAGGCACAUCACCUACAGGACUCAAAUAGGUGAUGUGCCGCGAUCCCUGUCCUUGCCGUAACCUAUUGUCAGGCCAGGUUUAUGAAUGGAAGAUGUCAUUUUCAAGUAGGCACUUGAAUUUUGAUUCAGACCGGGUGAUAUUUGUGGGGAAAACGUCGUAAACCCCACUGACUUGUAAAGUAAAUUGUUGAAUUCUUUUAAGCUAUUAUCCGUUCAUCUUGGAAGCA